UUCGCUUUCCCCUCAGUCAGUAGCCCGCCGGCCGUUCUGAGGGGAGGUUCUGUGCGGUGCCUCUCGCGCUCCCGUCGCUGUGAGAAACCAGAGGAGGCGCCACGCUUGGCAGGUGGGCCAAGGGCGGCUAUUAUGCCAUCUCGAGCCCAGCUGGAGGGAAGCGCCAGUGCCACAACUUCUCGGCAGAUGGUGACAGGUGGUUGACAGUGCCAUCUCUCUCGCGCGCGUGUGUUUGUGUGCAGCGAGCGACGUUUUAGAAAAGGGGAAAGGAAAGCAAAUCGAAAGAGAGAGAGAGGACUCUGGCACAGGUGAUUCGGACGUGCAAGAGAGAGAGAAAGAGAAGGACAAACAGACAGACCGACAGAGAGAGAGAGAGAGAGAGAGAGAGAGAGAGAGAGAGAGAGAGAGAGAGAGAGAGAGAGAGAGAGAGAGAGAGAGAGACAGACAGACAGACAGACAGACAGACAAACAGACAGAGAAACAGAGAGAAAAAGAAAAAGAAAAAAAAGGAAACAGAAGUAAAGAGUAACAAAGAAAGAGAGAAAUAUAGAAGCAGAGAAACAGAGAGAGAGAGAGAGGAAGAAGCAUUUCUCACCCACGUGAUUCUGCCGGGUUCGGGCGUGGAUAUCUCAGCGUCGCCGAAGACUAUACCCUCUUUGUUCCCUCUUCUGGUCCCCUGGGAAAAAGACGCCCCAAAGAGGAAGUUGCGUGAGUGCGGUCUGUUCAAGAGGCCUCUUGGAGUGACCCCCCCCUCUUUGUCCUCUUUGUCUUCCGGGGCAGCGAGCGAGGGGCCUAGGCACUUGACUCGCUAGUCGUGUCUGACAGAUAACGAAGCCGCGACUUUGUGCUCGAUUUGAUUGAUCAUUAUUAAAAAAAAAGAAAGAAAGAAAGAAAAAAAAGGUGCUUCCGCGCGUGUAUCUGUGCCUCAUCAUCUGUGACCGAAUUCUUCAAGGAGGAGGAAGAGGAGGGAAUAGAAAAGGGGUUAAGGACGGGGAGAGUAAAAGGAAGAAGGGCAAGAGAUCCGUUAUCUCUGCCUACCUCUUUCCUAACCCUAUCCCACCCCCCUCCCACCCCUCCAUCCUGCGCUGCCCUCCCUCCUCCCGACGUCUCCACCCCCAGACUCCGCCAUCUCCAAACUUCACGGGCCGAGCAGGUGUCUCAGAUGCGUGAGUCCCGACCAUGAGGAAGUCGCUGCGAUGGCUCGUGUGCGCGACCGGCUGGAUCGGCAUCACGUACAUCUUCUUCCUGGGCUUCGUCACCCUCGUCAGCCUCACGGACCCCAGCGUCAUGCACAACUACCAGGCGGCCAGCGACCAGGUGCCGGCGAGCGGGGCAUGGAGCUGGACGACGCGGCGGGGGGGGCGGGGGUCGAGGCUCCCCUGGUGCCAGCAUCUCAGGUGGCGCGACCCCCCAGGCCCCCCCACCGCCCUCGUGUCCUUCCCCGGCUCUGGCAACACGUGGAUUCGCUACCUCCUGCAGCAGGUCACAGGAUACUACUCGGGAAGCGUGUACAAGGACUACGCCCUCAUGAAGAACGGGUUCCCGGCGGAGUCUGUGUCCAAUGGGUCCGUGGUGGUGGUAAAGACCCAUGAGUGGGGGCCGGAGAUGCGGAAGGCGUUCACCCGCGCCGUGCUCAUCAUCCGUGACCCCUACUUGGCCAUCCAGGCGGAAUUCAACAGGCAAAGUGGAGGACAUAUCGGGCACGCGCAGCCGGAUAAAUAUACGAGGGACCAUGGACGAUACUGGAGCAAAUUCGUGACCAACAAGGCCAUCUCGUGGAUGAACACGACGCUGGACUGGCUCAAGUUCGACGGGCCGCUCCACCUGGUUUUCUACGAGGACCUGCUGGACAACCUCCCCGAGGAGAUGAGGCGCAUCCUGGAGUUCCUGGACCUGGAGGUGUCCGAGAGCAACUUCGACUGCAUGAUGCGGCACCAGGACGGCAUCUACAAGCGGCGGAAGAGGCCCCUGAGCUUCGACCCCUACACGCCCAAGAUGCGGGCGCUGGUGGACCACUGCAAGGGCAUGGUCGACCGCGCCGUCAGGGAGGUCCUGGCCGGCGGAGACGUCAAGCUCGUGCUGAAGAACCUGAACUACACGAACGUCGGGACUGCGCAGAAGAAGACGCCCAGAUGAUGAUCGACGGGGCAGUACGACUGGAAGGAAAUGUGACGAUGACGGAGAGAGAAGCAGGAUGGGAUGAAGGGAAUUGGGGAAUAGGGUAAUUGCGGAUUAGGGAUUUAGGGGAAUUGGGGAUUAAGGGGAUUAAAAGGAUGUGAAUAUGCAGUUCGAGAAUCUGGCAAAAAAACGUGAAUUCUGUUCUGUCUCCAUCUAAAUUACAAUUUCGUAUGCUUUUCCUUUGUGUAAUCUGUAAAUUCAUGGAUUUGAUAUGCGUUACGUGGUAUAACGUAAGAUCAACGCAAUAAAAAAAGCCUGAUUAUGAAUAGGAUAGUCAUUUCUACUAAUUCGAGAUAUUAGAACAAUAGUUUUUACAUUUAGAUUAACAUGCCUGCACAUUUUCUAAAUCCUCGUAAAUUAGUUCUCUCCAAAGGGACGCAAUUUAGAAUGAGAAGAAAAUGCAUACUUAGAGAAAAUGUAGCGUCGAGGUGUUGCUCAGUAAGUUAAUUAGUGACAUGAUGUUCUUGAGACAUUUUCGUCUUUCGACUUCGUGACAUCAGUGGCGUGACCUCGUGGCCUAGGAAGUCAUAGCCAACUCAUGACAAUUUUUGUAUGUGUUCAGUAGCGAGGACUUCCAUGUGUGUAUAUAUGGAAAUAUAUAUGCAUACAUAUGUGUAUAUGUAUGCAUACAUUGAUACAUACACAUAUGCAUAUAGUAAUGUAUUAAUAGUCACAAUAAUAAUGAAACUUGUGCGAUCGAGCAUCUUACAAAAGCGGGGGAAGAAAUCAAAUAAAAGUUUUAUGAAAAUGUGAAACAACCCUAUAAAAGCAGGAAAACGGGAAAAUAAAUAAAUCAUAAAAAAAAUAUAACGAAUCAGAAUAAAAGAAAUUCUAAUAUAUAUCCCCCAUAAAUGAUAAUGAAAAUACCAAUUUCACUGACCAUUUUUGAACACUUUUGAUAAUAAAGAAUAAAAUGUUAGGCCUUAGAAUAUUUCAGUAGUAGGACACACACGUUUGUAGCAAAAGUGUGCAUUUGUACAUCAAAAUAGACCUGUGUAGAAUAAAUUUUAAAAUCGUGUAGAGAGAACCCGAGCACAAUAAAUUAACAUUAAGGAAAACGGCAUGAAUUGUAUAUGACUGGGAGUUGUGUGUAAAUGUGAGAGAAAUAAUAUAUUCACAUAUGAUUUUAAAAAAAGAAUAAUGUGGUUUUAUUUUGCUGUAUUUGCAUUUAGUCUUUUGUCUGUUCGUUUUUCUGGGUUCCUUUAUUUUUCGUUUUUAUUUCUCAUUGGCUGCAGUCAGGACAGGAUUUAGACUAAGCUAUUUUGAAGCUUGGAAUCUCUUGUGAAGUGUGAAAAUAAAGGUUUUCUAAAACUUGAAUAAGUUAAUAUCGUUUACUCAGCAGCAUAAGCAUAGGAAUGACUCAUGUGAAUGCAAUAUACAAUAGAUUCUGAGAGGCCAUCGAAAUGCUUAGACCCCUCGAAAUGUAAGGCUUUUGUUUUUUUAGCCAAUGUAUAAAUCCGGCCCUAACUGCAGCUGAACUGAUUUUGAUGAAGUCAGUCUAUCUCUUUUUAUUUCUUUUCUGAUAUAAAAUUAUCAGUGUAGCGUAUUCAUGCACUGAUAUAAAAAAAAAUGUGUAUAUAUAUUUAUUAAUCUACGCCUGUGAUGAUCUGUAGCCCCAGGUACAGAAUCGAAUUUGUAUUGUAAUAAUAUUCUUUUUUUCGUGCAUGUGUGCGUGUGUGUUUGUGCAUGCUUGUGUGUUGUCCGAAUGCAUUAUCAUUGUCUGUGUAUUUAAUGCGGACAAAUCAAGAUGCAAGCAACCCUAUCCUUACAUUUUUUUUUUCCAUAAUAAUAGUGAGAAUGAAGUAAGGAAAUAUUUUGACCAUUGUUAUCAAAGAAAAUGUGAUAUGGAUUGCUAAUCUUCACCUCCAACUUUCUUGUAUGGUUAUGAAUAUGUCAAAUAAAAGGGAAGACAUUAGAUAAAAAAACAA
Molecule: messenger RNA, 4106 nt
Organism: Penaeus indicus
Lineage: Eukaryota; Metazoa; Arthropoda; Malacostraca; Decapoda; Penaeidae
Product: WSCD family member AAEL009094-like
Exons: 6
Coding region: 1180-2136 (318 amino acids)
Molecular function (GO): sulfotransferase activity
Source: RefSeq, a predicted model, not a curated record